UUCUUUUACGCAAAUUUCCACCUGCAGGUUGGCCUUUUCAUUGGUUGAAACCACAGUCAGAUUCUCCUGCGCAAUUAUCUGAUUGAAAAUCAGGGAGGGGAGAAACAGUAAGAGCACCAAGUGUGAUGGUUUUACGCUGCUUUGCUUUCCCGACUUUUAGGAAAGGAUUUUGCGACGCAUUUUUCCUCCGCAGAGCCCACUCACACCCAAACGACAAGGACUUUAUUAUUAUUACUGUUGCUGCGAGUUUAAUUCCGACGGGAACCUGCUCAGUUAACGGUGGAUCAUCAUGCCCCGGUCAUUUCUGGUGAAAAACAAAAGGUGCACGUCCUACAAUGUUCACCGAUCACAGAAAGACGACCCGAAGACCCCCAUGAAAGGAGAUGUGCCACCAGAGGUUCAGAGCACAGACUCAGACGGGCCUCAGUCAGAGGAGCAGUCUUCCCCUCAGAGCCGCUGCUCCUUUAAGGAGGAGGCAGAGCGUGAAUGCCUCUUACCUGCUCACCCAGAGCCCACCAGGCCCCCUGUGGCUCCCACACAGCCAUAUUACCUAAAUGAGCCUCACAUGGCAGGAUUCUCUCCUUACUACAAGCCGUCGUAUGCCUGGGAGCCAGUGCCUUCCUCCUAUGAGCUCCGUCAGAUGAGCUUCAGCCCCACAGUGCUGCAGCACGCCAGCAAUCUGUACGGCAGCCACAUCAGCCACACCACACAGCCUCAGCAGCCUCUGGACUGCAGCACGCACUACUCCCCCUCCUCCAACACCUACCACUGUAUCACCUGCGACAAAGUGUUCUCAACGCCCCACGGACUGGAGGUCCACGUCAGGAGGUCACAUAGUGGAACAAGACCUUUUGGCUGUAACAUCUGCAGAAAAACAUUCGGCCACGCCGUCAGUCUGGAGCAGCACAUGAAUGUCCAUUCUCAGGAAAAAAGCUUUGAGUGCAAAAUGUGCGGCAAAACAUUCAAGCGCUCCUCCACUCUCUCCACGCACCUGCUAAUCCACUCAGACACGAGGCCUUACCCCUGCCAGUACUGCGGCAAGAGGUUCCACCAGAAGUCUGAUAUGAAGAAACACACGUACAUUCACACAGGUGAAAAGCCCCACAAAUGCCAAGUGUGUGGGAAAGCGUUCAGCCAAAGCUCCAACCUGAUCACCCACAGCAGGAAACACACAGGUUUCAAACCAUUUGGAUGUGACAUUUGCUCCAAGGGCUUCCAACGUAAGGUGGAUCUUCGUAGGCACCACGAGAGCCAGCACGGCAUGAAGUGAAAGAGGAACGAGCAUGAGAACCUCAGGUGUUUGUACGUGUACAUUUCUAUCCAAACAAUAAGCUGAUACUGAUGUAAUCUAGAUGUCUGGUAUAUUUUGGAUGGCCUUUAUAGAUAAAGUAUAAGAAUUUGGAAGCUGUGAAAUUAAAUUCAAAUUGAAGGUGAUUUAGACUCUUGUAUAAUGAAGAAACCAAGUAGCUGAAUAAAAUGUAAUAUAUUGGAAGUCAUCUUCUUUCAAAGAAGAUGUGUUUGCAUGUGGAUGAAUGGGAGAUGUGCUGAUGUCAUAUAGAUUAAAAAUAUGUUUUUGGUUUUUCAUUUUAAAACAUUAUUUUUUUGUUCCAUAUAAUUUAUUUAAACUCUGUUAGAGCAAUGUGUUGUACAUUGGCAGGAGUCUGUGUGUGAGCUGAUAAAUGCUUUCAACUGAAAUAAAAGUGUAAAGUGAGAAGGAAAA
Molecule: messenger RNA, 1720 nt
Organism: Dicentrarchus labrax (European seabass)
Lineage: Eukaryota; Metazoa; Chordata; Actinopteri; Moronidae
Gene: gfi1b
Product: growth factor independent 1B transcription repressor
Exons: 7
Coding region: 290-1270 (326 amino acids)
Biological process (GO): regulation of transcription by RNA polymerase II
Molecular function (GO): RNA polymerase II cis-regulatory region sequence-specific DNA binding; DNA-binding transcription factor activity
Source: RefSeq, a predicted model, not a curated record